AUAAUACAAAGCCUUCAAAACUUCUUUCAAGUUUCGAAAGCAAAGCCACUUAAUACUUUAUCUUGCAGGCUCCAUUCAAACGCCCGAGAUUGACAUUGCUCGUCUACCUUGAAUCAUGAUCCUAGGAGACUUUUCUGCUUGUAUAGUCAUUGAUGACCAGGAGCUCCCAGAGUAUGAUGUCGCCGUUUCCAGUACACCAACAGAGAACAGAAUAACGUGCUGGAUCGCGUCAACUGCAGGCAAGAAAUUUGGCGUCAGAGCGAAAUUUUCAUCCCCGCAGACCUUAGGGAGCUUGAUAAUCGUCUCUGUUGACGGUAUCAAGUGUUGUACAUAUAUCGCGCCUCCAGGCUGGAUCGGUACGCAUGAAGUAACACAUCUGACCAAUGGUCAUGUCAGAAGGGAAUUCAUAUUCUCUCAUCUUGAACUUACUGAUGAUGACUCAAUGCUUGAUAAUCGAAGCGCAGAUAGCAUAGGUCAAGUUGUUAUGGAGGUAGUGCAGGGGAGGUACACCAUGAAUAACCGAGUAGCGGGUUCCCAGAAUGUGAAUAAUCAUACCCUUCAUGUACGGGAAGGCAAGGUGCAUGAACGCGCGAAGAAGGCAUGCCCACAUCGUGUUGCCUUUGGAGAAGAAGUACCUAAUCCAGACCUGUUAUCAGCCUUCACUGUCAUACGAGACAACAGUCCGAAGACUGUCUUCGUAUUCAAGUACACGCGCUUGGACAUCCUGCAGGCAAUGGGAGUAGCACCACAUCCACCAAUCAUAGCAGAGACAGAGACAGGGGAUCAUAACGAUGAAAUUGAAGUCAUUGAAGUUAUGGAUGGGCCUAAUGAUUCCUUGCCCCCAGAUGAUGUCAAGCCACUGGCAAGGAUUCGAGAGCUAGAGACGGAGCUCCAGCGCUUGCGUGCACAAGUAGAGGAUCGAAAGCCUUCACGUGUCAAGUUGGAACACGGCGGAUCACGACGGAAAAACGCCGUUAUGGAGGUCAUUGAUCUCACUGAGGAUUAGCUUUUGUCUUUUCCUGGGUUCAGGCUUAUAUCCCGCCGCUCCGAGGAUGGUGCACGCCAUAUAAAUGCUUCCCACACCUUAUUCUAUAAUCACUCUAACAAUAUUCCAAUUCGUAUAUAAGCUUCAUAUAAUCAUAGCUCAUCUCGAGGUUUCAUAA
Molecule: messenger RNA, 1163 nt
Organism: Suillus bovinus
Lineage: Eukaryota; Fungi; Basidiomycota; Agaricomycetes; Boletales; Suillaceae
Exons: 7
Coding region: 116-1006 (296 amino acids)
Source: RefSeq, a predicted model, not a curated record